Messenger RNA from Scheffersomyces amazonensis, 3013 nucleotides. It is a transcript of the gene RPN2, whose product is annotated as proteasome regulatory particle base subunit. Gene Ontology annotation, cellular component: proteasome complex; proteasome regulatory particle, base subcomplex; nucleus. Gene Ontology annotation, molecular function: enzyme regulator activity. Gene Ontology annotation, biological process: proteasome-mediated ubiquitin-dependent protein catabolic process; regulation of protein catabolic process. Lineage: Eukaryota; Fungi; Ascomycota; Pichiomycetes; Serinales; Debaryomycetaceae. The transcript has a single exon. The record is from RefSeq and is a predicted model, not a curated record. Bases 32 to 2941 code for a protein of 969 amino acids.
UUACUAAAUAACUAGUGAAAUAUUAUUGAAUAUGGCAUUGGUCUCUGCGGCUCCGUACCUUGCCCUUUUGGGUGAAGAAGACGCCAAUCUUAAAUCAUUUGCAUUAACUUCAUUAAAUGAUGUAGUAGAUCAAUUAUGGGCAGAAAUAGCCAAUAGUAUUAGUGAAUUAGAAGAAUUAUAUGAAGAUGAAACUUUUAGUAGUAGAAGUCUUGCAGCAUUAAUUAUUUCUAAAGUCUAUUAUAAUUUAGGAGAUUUUGAAGCAUCAGUUAAAUAUUCUUUAAAUGCUGGAGAUGAAUUUAAUAUUGAAGAACAUUCUCAAUAUAUUGAAACAAUUGUUAGUAAAUCAAUUAAUUUAUAUAAUACAUUAUCUCAAAAGAAAUUUCUUGAUUCAUCUAUUACAAUUGAUGAAAGAUUAGUUGGAAUAUUUGAAAAAAUGUUGGAAAAAUGUAUUAAAGCUAAAGAAUUAAAAUUAGCACUUGGAAUUGCUCUUGAAAGUUAUAGAAUUGAUGUUGUAGAAAGAAUUUUAAAUCAUGAAAUUAAUGUUAGUGAAGAAAAUGCUAUUAAUUUAAUUAAUUAUGUUCUUGUAUGUUCAAAUACUGUUAUUUCAAAUUCAGAUUUUAAAACUCAAGUAUUAAAUCUUUUAAUUAAAUUAUUAUUACCUUUAACAAAAAAUCAAGAAUUCUUUACUAUUAUUAAAAUUAUUGUUCAAUUAAAUGAUUCUCAAUUGGCUUCUAAAUUAUUUAAAGAAUUGGUUAUUAAACAAGAAGAUUUAAUUGCAUAUCAAGCAGCUUUUGAUUUAGUUGGUGCAGCAUCUCAAGCUUUAUUAGAUAAUGUUAUAAAUGAAUUAUCAAAAGAUUCUGAUUCAAAUCCUAAUCCAAUAACUAAAAAAAUCUUAACUAUAUUAUCAGGAGUUCCAACUUGUGAUUUAGAUAUAACUUUCUUAUACAAAAAUAAUAAUACUGAUAUAGCGAUUUUAAAUAAAACUAAAAACCUUUUAGAAGGUAGAAGUUCAAUUUUCCAUUCUGCUGUUACUUUUGCUAAUGCCUUUAUGCAUGCAGGAACCACUGAUGAUUCAUUCUUUAGAAAUAAUUUAGAAUGGUUAGGUAGAGCUAAUAAUUGGUCUAAAUUCUCGGCAACUGCUGCAUUAGGAGUUAUUCAUAAGGGAAAUUUAUCUCAAGGUCGUAAUAUUUUAAAACCUUAUUUACCAGGAUCUUCAGGAGCUCCUCAUACUAAAGGUGGAUCAUUAUUUGCUUUAGGAUUAAUAUUUGCAGGUCAUGGUAGAGAAAUUAUUGAAUAUUUAAAGAAUUAUAUAGAUGAACAUGGUAAUUCAGCUGGUACUAAUGAAGGAGAUGUUGUUUUACAUGGUGCAGCUCUUGGAGCUGGAGUGGCAGGUAUGGCAUCUGGAUCAGAAACUCUUUAUGAUGCACUUAAAGUUGUAUUAUAUUCUGAUUCAGCUAUUUCUGGUCAAGCAGCUGCAUUAGCUAUGGGUUUAGUAAUGUUAGGAUCAGGUGAUGAAAGUGCUAUUCAUGAUAUGUUAACUUAUGCUCAAGAAACUCAACAUGAAAAUAUUAUUCGAGGUUUAGCUAUUGGAAUUGCCUUAUUAAAUUAUUCAAGACAAGAAAAAGCUGAUAGUGUUAUUGAUGAAUUAAUGAGUCAAGAAAGUUCUAUUUUAAGAUAUGGAGGAGUUUUUACAAUUUCUUUGGCUUAUGCAGGUACAGCUAAUAAUAAAGCCAUUAAAAAACUUUUACAUUAUGCUGUAUCUGAUCCAUCUGAUGAUGUUAGAAGAGCUUCAGUACUUGGAUUAGGAUUUUUAUUAAUUCGUGAUUAUACUUCUACUCCACAAAUUGUUCAAUUAUUAUCUCAAUCUCAUAAUCCUCAUGUUCGUUAUGGUACUGCCUUAGCUUUAGGAAUUUCUUGUGCUGGUAGAGCUUAUGCUCCAGCUAUUGAAGUUUUAGAACCAUUAACUAAAGAUCCAGUUGAUUUUGUUAGACAAGGUGCAUUAAUUGCUACUUCAAUGAUAUUAAUUCAACAAAAUGAAGUUUCAUAUCCAAAAGUUAAAGAUUUUACUAAAAAACUUGCUGAUACAGUUAAAAAUAAACAUGAAGAUGCUUUAGCUAAAUUUGGUGCAACAUUAGCUCAGGGUAUUAUUGAUGCUGGUGGUAGAAAUGUUACUAUCAAUUUAGAAAAUGCUCAAACCAAUACUUUAAAUAUUAAAGCCAUUGUUGGUUUAACUGUAUUUGUUCAAUCUUGGUAUUGGUUCCCAUUAGCUCACUUUUUAUCAUUAUCUUUUGCUCCUACGGCUGUAGUAGGUAUUACAGGAGAUUUAAAAAUUCCUAAAUUCGAAUUGAAUUGUCAUGCUAAACCAGAAUUAUUUCAAUAUCCUCCUAAAUAUGAAGAAACUAAAGAGAAGCAGCCAGAUAAGAUUGCCACUGCUGUAUUAUCUACCACUGCAAGAGCUAAAACUAGAGCUAAAAAGAAGCAGCAUUUGAAAGAAGAAACUGAAGGUAAGAAAGAUGGUAGUGAUAGUAUGGAAGUUGAUGAAGAUAGUAAAGCUGUAGAAGAACCAGUAGCAGCAACAGCUACAGCAGCAACAGCUACAUCAACAUCAACAGUUAAAACCGAAGAUGAACCUUCUAAAGAAGAAAAACCAGCUUCUACUGAACCAAGUCAAGUUCGUUACACUAAGACUCCCUACAAGAUUUCUAAUCUUUCCCGAGUCUUACCAGUUCAAAGCACUUAUCUUUCUUUUAUAAAGGAAGACAGAUUUGUACCAGUAAGGAAAUUCAGAGGUUCUAGUGGUAUAAUUGUAUUACAAGAUACUAAACCUGAAGAAUCUCUUGAAUUGAUAAAGACUGUCAGACAAUUGAAUACUACAGAUGCUCCUGUACCUGAGCCAUUUGUAUUAAGUGAUGCUGAUAUCAAAGAACUUGAUGAUUACUAGAUAGCAUAAUAUAAAUUGUAUAAUGUAAAGUAGUAUCUAAUAAAGCAAUAAAGAAAUAAAAUAAACUAAAUA